Molecule: messenger RNA, 871 nt
Organism: Sinocyclocheilus anshuiensis
Lineage: Eukaryota; Metazoa; Chordata; Actinopteri; Cypriniformes; Cyprinidae
Product: ragulator complex protein LAMTOR2-like
Exons: 4
Coding region: 147-527 (126 amino acids)
Biological process (GO): positive regulation of TOR signaling
Molecular function (GO): guanyl-nucleotide exchange factor activity; molecular adaptor activity
Source: RefSeq, a predicted model, not a curated record
CUGCCAUGACACUACAUUUCCCAUGAAUCCUCAGCGCGGAAGUUCGAAGUCAGCUGAUGUUCUUGUUGGGUUGCUGGAACUGGAAGUUCUUGCUAUAAUCUCGCGUAAAUUUUUUACGUAUUAGUAUUAUUGCCGUUUUGCUUUAAAUGAUGUUGCGUCCUAAAGCAUUAACACAAUUACUCAGUCAAGCAAACACCAGUGGCGUACAAAGCACGCUGUUAUUGAAUAAUGAAGGCUCUCUAUUGGCGUAUUCUGGAUAUGGAGACACUGAUGCAAGAGUCACUGCAGCCAUUGCCAGCAACAUCUGGGCGGCUUACGACAAAAACGGACACCAGGCCUUUAAUGAGGACAAACUGAAAUUCAUCCUGAUGGAUUGUAUGGAGGGCAGGGUGGCCAUUACACGUGUUGCAAACUUGUUGCUUUGCAUGUAUGCCAAGGAGACAGUAGGCUUUGGGAUGCUUAAAGCCAAGGCUGAAGCUUUAGUGCAGUACCUCGAGGAACCACUAACACAAGUGGCAGCAUCGUAGGAUGUACUUUUGUGUAUUUCUGUACAUUGAAACAGAAACUUCUGAAGAUCUUGGCCUUUAUAAUAUAUUAUCUAUGGCUUUAUUUAUUUGCAUACUCCGUAUGAUUGCUAUAUCAAAUUGUGUGGCUAUUAGACCCAAAAUAAUGCUUUGCAUAAACAUUAAUAAUUGCUUUUGAACUGCAUUUUCCCUUUUUAUUAUAUUUUCUUUAUGUCUCAGAAUUUUUGCAGUCCGUGAUCAGGCUGUGUCUAGUGUCAACAAUAUUAAAUAAAUUUCUCUUUUUGUUACAUGUUGUGGUUGUUUUACCUUUAAAACACAAGAAAUUUAUGCUUUUUAUUAGUUAUGUC